Messenger RNA from Podarcis muralis (Common wall lizard), 1277 nucleotides. The record is from RefSeq and is a predicted model, not a curated record. Lineage: Eukaryota; Metazoa; Chordata; Lepidosauria; Squamata; Lacertidae.
AUGAUUUUCAUUGGAUCAAAACAUGUUUUGAUUCUUCCAUUCUUCAAAUGUAAACUGUUGCACCAUUGCAAAUCUCACGAUUACCUAUUGUUUUACAUUGCAGAGUUCAGGAGGGCAUUGUCCUGUGCAGUUGAUGUCACUCUGGAUCCAAAAUGCACACAUGCCAAACUCAUCAUCAAAGAGAAGAAUAAAGUCAAAUAUAACCAUUCCCCCUUAGAACAACUGAAAGAUCUCAAAGGACUUCUGAUUGCAGUGGCAAAUGAGGGGUUUAGUAAGGGGGAGAUGUACUGGGAGGUGGAGGUUGGAGACAAAUGUGAGUGGGAGCUGGGAGUAAUCUCUAUAACUGCAAGAAAAAGGCUAGAAGAGGAGAAGCUGGAAAAGCCACUGGAGGAGGGAUAUAUUGGUAUACGAUGGUUCCAGGGUAAGUUUCAUUGCACUGGAGGAAAUAGCCUAACUGAUGGCCAGAAUGAAGAAUGUGAAGCUGUAGGUGUUUUUCUGGAUAUGAAUGCGCAAGUGCUGUCAUUUUAUAAUGUCCAGAAGAUGUGCCCUAUUCGGUCAAUCCCUUAUGAAUUCUCUGAGGAAAUGUAUCCAUUCUUCAAUCCUGGGAGUGAUGAUAGGUUCUUGAAAGUCCGACCAAUAAGCAUCCCUAAAUGUUUAAUAUCCCUGUGAAAUAAAGUACUUCCCAUGUUUUCUACAUGUUACAGAGCCUUGCGUAAGGACUGGGUUACACCUGCUCCUUUGAUUUUGAUUUUUUUUUUACACCUAAUUACUCAUAGUUGAUCUAAAUUCUCCAUUAGGAAGACUAACCUUUGCAGUGUUCUGCCUGUGCUGCAAGUCAUCAUUGUUAGAUGUUGCUCCCAUCAGAUGAUAAUCAUAUGAACCAGCCUAAAGUGAUUGAUGGUGGGAACAUUAUCCUGGAAACAGAAACCAAAGGGCAGGUAUCUGUUGUGGGUGUUACUAGAUCUGGAUCAGAAGAAGACAGGUUCAUUCUAGAAGCAGAAAAAAUGAGACAACCUUCAUGCUCUUUCAGCUACAGAAAGAAUCACAGACAUUUGGACUAGCUUUUUUUGUAUUGAUUUUGACCCUAGAGAGCACAUGCCACAAGUUACUAAUGUGUCUUGUCUCUUCAGAUGUGCAACAAGUUUGGGGUUUUUCCAGAUUGUUGGAUUUUGUUUUGUUUUGCAGAAUAUGCAAAACAUCCCACAGCCUCAAAAGCACAUGAUACUAUAAACAUUUCUGAAAUGCCAAAUUUCAUGGAUAAAACUGUGAUCCUUUUC